AUGUUCAUCUCCGCGUUCUGCGGCGUGGCGUUCGCUUACGAUUGUUCGACGCCGUGUCAAAACCCCACGAACACGUCAUACGUCGUUCCUGCCUGCACCCAAGCCUGCAACAACUGCGUGGCGUUGACCUCUAGUGGCUGUGGUACUUAUUUCCAGCCCUACUGGGUCGGUGUGACCAAUGUUGCUUCUGGCCAAACCGCUCAAACGUACCAGGGAGCUACCUGCAGUCAGUCCUGCAGCAGUGGUCUCGAGUGGUGGGCCUGGCUGCUCAUUAGCUUCGCUAUUCUCUUUAUCUGCAUUGGCAUUGGCCUGUGCCUCUACUCAUCCAUGGCGGCUUUCAACGAGGAUGAUAUAUUUGACGACGAUGGUGGGAUCGGCGACGAGCUCGCGUUCAUGAGCGCGGACGAUAUCAUUCGCCGAUCUAGGUUGCUCGAUAACGAGAUUCGCGUCCUCAAGGACGAGUCGCAGCGCGUGCAUCUGGAGCACGAGUCCAUGAAGGAGAAGAUCAAGGAGAAUCAGGAGAAGAUUAAACUCAACAAGCAGCUGCCGUACCUCGUUGGGAACGUUGUCGAGGUCCUGGACGUGAAUCCCGAGGACGAGAGUCCCGAGGACGGAGCGAAUCUGGACCUGGAUUCUCUACGCAAGGGCAAGUGCGUGGUGCUCAAAACCUCCACGCGCCAAACCAUCUUCCUGCCCGUCGUCGGCCUCGUGGACGCAGACGCGCUCAAGCCGGGCGACCUGGUGGGCGUCAACAAGGACAGCUACCUCAUUCUUGACACGCUGCCUGCCGAGUAUGACUCGCGAGUCAAGGCCAUGGAGGUGGACGAGAAGCCGACAGAGGAUUACAGCGAUAUUGGCGGGCUGGACAAGCAGAUUCAAGAGCUGGUGGAAGCGGUGGUGCUGCCAAUGACGCACAAGGAGCGGUUUGCCUCGCUAGGCAUCAAGCCGCCCAAGGGAGUGCUUCUGUACGGCCCUCCCGGCACCGGCAAGACGCUCAUUGCCAGGGCGUGUGCCGCUCAGACCAACGCCACGUUCCUUAAGCUCGCAGGGCCGCAGCUCGUUCAGAUGUUCAUAGGAGAUGGGGCGAAGCUAGUGCGGGAUGCGUUUCAGCUGGCCAAGGAGAAGUCGCCGUGCAUCAUCUUCAUCGAUGAAAUUGACGCCAUUGGCACCAAGCGCUUCGACAGUGAAGUGAGUGGGGACCGCGAGGUGCAGCGAACCAUGCUGGAGCUGCUGAGUCAGCUAGAUGGUUUCAGCAGCGACGACAGAAUCAAGGUGGUGGCAGCCACCAACCGAGCUGACAUCCUGGACCCGGCUCUCAUGCGCUCGGGGCGGCUGGACAGGAAGAUUGAGUUCCCACACCCCACUGAGGAGGCACGGGCUCGCAUCCUGCAGAUCCACUCGCGGAAAAUGAACGUUCACCCGGAUGUGAAUUUCGAGGAGCUAGCGCGGUCAACAGACGAUUUUAAUGGAGCUCAGCUCAAGGCUGUCUGUGUAGAGGCUGGCAUGCUUGCCUUGCGCCGAGACGCCACUGAGGUGACGCAUGAGGAUUUCAAUGAAGGAAUUAUUCAGGUGCAGGCCAAGAAAAAGGCUAGCCUUAACUACUACGCAUAA
Molecule: messenger RNA, 1611 nt
Organism: Closterium sp. NIES-65
Lineage: Eukaryota; Viridiplantae; Streptophyta; Zygnematophyceae; Desmidiales; Closteriaceae
Source: the annotation of a GenBank genome assembly